UUUUUUCAGUGGGCGAUAAGUCAGAACAGCUGUCGUUCAAACAAAAACAAAAACAAUGAAAAUUUCUCGAAAAUUGCUUGAAAACUUGUCGUAGUUUGUGAAAAGUGGUAAAUUUGUUUGGAAAAAGCCUACAAAUAUCCAUCGAUUUCAUCUUCCGUGCAGAAAAGUGAUUUCAAAUCUAGGCGUCGAGCAGCAAACGAAACCCUACCUGGGAAGGGAGCGAGGUUGAAAGAAAUUACGCAAAAAGAAAAUGUCGUUUCGGCUGCUGACGACGCGAAUUUACAAACAUGGUCGAUUGUUGGUUCAGAGCUACUUCAAACGAGACAUUCACGUCAACAUUUUGGACAACGGCCGCAACCGGAGCAUUCCCAGCGAACUCAAAGCUGGCGGAGCGCUCAAACGGCCGGAACUGACUGGCCAGCAUCUGCGGACCAACAGUUUCCUUCGCUUCGGAAACCAAGCGCGGCGCCUGUUUGUUGAUAAUGUGCUGAACCGGGUGACCAAUCCAUACUCGGCCGAGCUCCGGCAGCAGGCGGCCAAACGCCUAAUGUUCGGAGAUUCAACACCAUUUUUUGCUUUGGUAGGAGUGAGCUUGGCUUCCGGAGACGGGAUGCUUACCAAGGAUGAUGAACUGGAAGCUGUUUGCUGGGAAAUUCGGAACGCAGUAUCUAAAUUCCAAACCAAAGCGGGGGAGCAAGAGAUAGAAAAACGCCUGGACGAAGAGCUUGGUCUGGAUACUCUGAACAUCGGACCACCUCUGGCCAAAGGAUGCUCGGCAGUGGUGUACGCCGCAGCACUCAAAGAGGAAACCGAAUCCAGCAAUAGUAACACAAACGUUCCAUGUGAACCAGCUGAACCCAUCGAUUUGAAUGCCGAAACGGAACAACUUCUGUCCCCAACGCAGAACAUGGGACGAUUCGUCCAUGAUUUCGGAGGCAGUGUGGACAAUUUGCAUAGAAGCGGUCUACGAGAGAGCCCUCGGUAUAAUACUGUUGCUCCCUUACAGCGGAAUCUACGGGAUAUGGCUAUAGACGGUCUCAGACAAGCUGCCGGACAGGAUAACGAACCGAAGGUCGAGACGCAGAGAAACCGAGAAAAGAAACGAGGUCGGGUCCGGUUUGAUAGCGAAAGCAUGGCGAGCCGACGAUCCCGGCUGUUAUCUGAUGCGGUUGAUGAGUAUUUGUAUGUACAGUCGGGCGAUAGCGACCUAGUGGCUACGCUUCAUGAAUACAACAUGGACGCCACUAUGGAGGAUUACCCAUUGGCCCUUAAAAUGAUGUUCAAUUACGAUAUUCAAAGUAAUGCAAUGGCUAUUUUGAAGGCCAUGUACAAGGAGACAGUUCCGGCCAAAAGGCGGAAUGCAACGGAAGUUGACAGCUGGGAAAAAUCGCUCAUCGAACGAACGGCUUUCCUCCCUCCGCACCCGAACGUAGUCGAAAUGUACGGUGUGUUCUGUGAUCAAAUUCCGGAUUUGCACAUGUCUUCUUCGCUCUACCCGAUGGCACUACCCCCUCGUAUAAAUCCCCACGGAUACGGACGCAACAUGAGCCUCUUCCUGCUGAUGAAACGCUACAAUUGUAGCCUGCACGAUUAUUUGACCCAAACUACUACGCUCGAUCUUCGAACGCGAAUUCUACUAUUUGCACAAUUGUUGGAAGCGGUCGCCCACCUUAAUCGUUACGGGGUGGCCCAUCGUGACCUGAAGAGUGAUAACAUCUUGAUCGAGAUACGACCGAACAUGCCGCCGAACUUGGUGUUGUCAGACUUUGGGUGCUGCAUUGCCGACAAAUCCUACGGUCUGCAAUUGCCUUACUCGUCCGGGGAGAUCGAUAAAGGGGGUAAUACUGCCUUGAUGGCACCGGAAAUUAUCAACAAGCAACCGGGAACGUUUUCCGUGCUGAACUACACCAAAGCGGAUCUCUGGGCGUGUGGAGCUAUUGCUUACGAAAUUUUCGGUUUAAAAAAUCCGUUUUACGGUGGAAAGAACGAUCCCAGCACGUUGAAAAAUGUAUCUUAUAAGGAUGAUCAGCUUCCAUCCAUGAACGAGAAUGUACCGCAGGUAGUGCAGAAAUUGGUGGAAAAUAUGCUGCACAGGAAUCCAAAUGAGCGACUGAGCCCAGACGUAGCAGCCAAUGUAAUGCAGCUAUUCCUGUGGUCCCCUUCGUCUUGGAUGAAAACCGGAUUCAAUCCCUCCAGCAACGAAAUACUCCAAUGGUUGUUGAGCCUGACCACCAAAAUCUUAUGCGAAGGUCGCCUGCAGCCCGAUAACGAAACCAUGGGUCGUCGAACCUACACGGAGUAUCUGUUGAUUUCCAGCUUCUUGGCCCGCGCACGGAUUCGUCGAAUCAAGCGUGCCCUGGAUUGGAUCCAUGCUGUACAAUAGACAGACAUAAAAGCAGUGUAGUGUGAUUCAAAAAAUUAAUCCUAUUGUACAGAGCUACUUAAAGACUUGUGUGAUUUGUAUAUUUAUGUGCUUAUCGAUUGAGGGCUUAUUAUAUUAAACUUAUUCAUAACUCCACUAACGGAAAGCGAACGAGUUGGUAAUGUAGGGAAAAGCCUUGUUAUCGCGUCGAACUGUGUACAGCAGAUCAAAUGUUUAUAUUUUUUAUCGAUGCUAAAGCAACUUACUGUUAUUUAUUAUGAACUGAAAAUAUAAGUUGUAAUCAAUGUUA
Molecule: messenger RNA, 2672 nt
Organism: Aedes albopictus (Asian tiger mosquito)
Lineage: Eukaryota; Metazoa; Arthropoda; Insecta; Diptera; Culicidae
Gene: Pink1
Product: serine/threonine-protein kinase Pink1, mitochondrial
Exons: 8
Coding region: 251-2383 (710 amino acids)
Biological process (GO): autophagy of mitochondrion; protein phosphorylation; positive regulation of mitochondrial fission
Cellular component (GO): mitochondrion
Molecular function (GO): ATP binding; protein serine/threonine kinase activity
Source: RefSeq, a predicted model, not a curated record